UUUAACUGUUAAACAUGAGCAAGUCUUUGGUUGACACACCACGCACCUUCGAGGACAUGAUGCGUAUGCCAGUUCUCUUCUAUCGAAGCAUUGGCGAGGACAUCUAUGCCCAUCGUUCAAGAAAUCCAUUGAAAUCGCUUUUCUUGAGAAUUUACUUAUAUGCGGGCUUUAUUAAUUUCAAUCUCCUGGUGAUUGGUGAACUGGUCUUCUUCUACAAGUCACUGCAGGACUUUGAGACAAUUCGUCUGGCCAUUGCUGUGGCUCCUUGCAUUGGUUUCUCUCUGGUGGCGGAUUUCAAGCAGGCAGCCAUGGUAAUGCAUAGGAAAUUGCUAAUAGAACUGCUCAACGAACUGGAGGAUAUGCAUCCAAAGACGCUGGAAAAACAACGUGACUACAAAAUGGAUCAAUUUGAACGAACCAUGAAGCGGGUGAUCAAUAUUUUUACAUUCCUCUGUUUGGCCUAUACGACAACAUUUUCAUUUUAUCCGGCCAUUAAGGCGGCGGUUAAAUACAAUUUCUUGGGCUAUGAAAUAUUUGAUAGGAAUUUUGGUUUUCUCAUUUGGUUUCCAUUCGAUGCGACGAGAAAUAAUCUCAUCUAUUGGAUAACCUAUUGGGAUAUUGCCCAUGGGGCAUAUUUAGCUGGCAUUGCCUUUCUGUGUGCCGAUUUACUUCUGGUUGUGGUAAUAACGCAACUUUGUAUGCAUUUCAAUUAUAUAUCGAUGCGCUUGGAAUCACAUCCCUGCAAGCGAGAUGGUAAAGAGGCGGACAAGGAGAAUAUUGAAUUCCUAAUACAAAUGAUACGCUAUCACACAAAGUGUCUUAAUCUCUGUGAACAUGUUAAUAGUCUAUAUAGCUUCUCGUUACUUCUAAACUUUCUAAUGGCCUCCAUGCAGAUUUGUUUCAUUGCCUUUCAAGUGACUGAAUCUACACUGGAAGUGAUUCUUAUCUAUUGCAUCUUUUUGAUGACUUCAAUGGUUCAGGUGUUUUUGGUUUGCUAUUACGGAGAUGAAUUGAUAGCAGCGAGCCUGCGAGUGGGCGAUUCAGCGUAUAAUCAAAAAUGGUUUCAAUGCAGCAAAACCUAUUGCAAAAUGUUGAAGUUAUUGAUUAUGCGUAGCCAGAGACCCGCUGCCAUAAAGCCACCCACAUUUCCACCAAUUUCUCUGGUUACCUACAUGAAGGUGAUAAGUAUGUCGUAUCAGUUCUUUGCCUUGCUCCGAACCACCUACAAGGAUAACUGAGUUUCCUAAUCUGUGAUGACCCAAGAUGAACUCGUCAAGUUGCUUGCCCUUAUGUUAGUGCCGAAAUCUUAAUUAC
Drosophila willistoni is the source of this 1314-nucleotide messenger RNA. It is a transcript of the gene Or67c, whose product is annotated as odorant receptor 67c. Gene Ontology annotation, molecular function: odorant binding; olfactory receptor activity. NCBI's taxonomy places the organism in Eukaryota, Metazoa, Arthropoda, Insecta, Diptera, Drosophilidae. Gene Ontology annotation, biological process: detection of chemical stimulus involved in sensory perception of smell; sensory perception of smell. Gene Ontology annotation, cellular component: plasma membrane. The coding region runs from base 15 to 1238 and encodes 407 amino acids. The record is from RefSeq and is a predicted model, not a curated record. The transcript is spliced from 4 exons.